Cornus florida is the source of this 2202-nucleotide messenger RNA. Its product is annotated as dihydrolipoyl dehydrogenase 2, chloroplastic-like. Gene Ontology annotation, molecular function: dihydrolipoyl dehydrogenase (NADH) activity; flavin adenine dinucleotide binding. Bases 177 to 1901 code for a protein of 574 amino acids. Gene Ontology annotation, cellular component: mitochondrion; oxoglutarate dehydrogenase complex. Lineage: Eukaryota; Viridiplantae; Streptophyta; Magnoliopsida; Cornales; Cornaceae. The transcript has 15 exons. The record is from RefSeq and is a predicted model, not a curated record.
UACGUUAGCAACACGAGAAGUGGGGUGGUUUAUCCGCCGCACUUUGAAAUCUCCGUCUCCCGGACCCAUCGAGGCCUCCAACCAAAACACGUCCAAUACUCCCCCAUCAACUACACAUCUCUCCAGAUCGAUCUCUCUCUCCCUCCCUACUCGUCCUCUCACUCUACAAUUCCACAAUGCAUUCUUCACUUUCUCUCUCUAUACCUCACCAUCUAUCUUCCUCUGCCAUUGUCAGAUCAAACCACAACUUCGAACUCUGUUCAUUCACUCCCUCCCAGCCUCUUAACCUCAAUUUCUGUGGUCUCAGAAGAGAAUUUCUAGGGUUUUAUCAGCUCAAGAGGUCCGACUCUCACCAAGUUCAAGUAUCGAGUCGAAGACACUCCAAGAAGCUCUUAGCUUCCUUGUCCGACAAUGGAAGUCCUCCGAAAUCGUUUGAUUACGACCUUGUCAUCAUCGGAGCUGGCGUCGGUGGUCACGGAGCUGCGUUGCAUGCCGUAGAGAAGGGUCUCAAAACGGCUAUAAUUGAGGGAGAUGUGGUGGGGGGAACAUGCGUAAACAGAGGAUGCGUUCCUUCCAAAGCUCUUCUUGCAGUAAGUGGCCGGAUGCGUGAACUUCAGAAUGCUCAUCACUUGAAGGCUUUGGGUUUGCAGGUUUCAGCUGCUGGAUAUGACAGGCAGGGAGUCGCCAAUCAUGCAAACAAUCUUGCUUCGAAAAUUCGUAAUAAUUUAACAAAUUCAAUGAAGGCACUUGGUGUGGACAUAUUGACAGGUUUUGGAACAGUAUUGGGUCCUCAAAAGGUGAAAUAUGGAAAAGUUGGGUUCUCUGACAACGUGAUAACUGCAAAAGAUAUAAUUAUUGCUACUGGUUCUGUUCCUUUUGUCCCUAAAGGCAUUGAAAUUGAUGGGAAGACUGUAAUUACCAGUGAUCAUGCUCUCAAAUUGGAGUUUGUUCCUGAUUGGAUAGCUAUUGUAGGAAGUGGCUAUAUUGGGCUUGAAUUCAGUGAUGUUUAUACAGCACUUGGAAGUGAGGUAACUUUUAUUGAAGCUCUAGACCAGCUUAUGCCUGGAUUUGAUCCUGAGAUUGGAAAGUUAGCCCAAAGAGUUCUAAUAAAUCCACGGAAAAUUGACUAUCAUACUGGAGUUUUCGCAACCAAGAUAACUCCAGCAAAGGAUGGGAAACCAGUCACUAUUGAGCUUAUUGAUGCCAAGACAAAAGAACCAAAAGAUACUUUGGAGGUAGAUGCAGCAUUAAUUGCAACUGGAAGGGCUCCUUUCACAAAAGGUCUUGGCUUGGAGAAUAUCAAUGUUGCAACAGAACGUGGUUUUGUUCCUGUUGAUGAGCGCAUGCAAGUGAUUGAUGCAGAGGGAAAUCUGGUUCCUCACUUAUACUGCAUUGGUGAUGCAAAUGGAAAAAUGAUGCUUGCUCAUGCGGCAAGUGCACAAGGAAUUUCAGUUGUUGAACAAGUUAGCGGAAAAGAUCACGUGCUCAAUCAUUUGAGCAUCCCAGCAGCUUGUUUCACUCAUCCUGAAAUUAGUAUGGUUGGAUUGACUGAGCCUCAAGCUAGGGAGAAAGCUGAGAAGGAAGGAUUUGAGAUAAGUAUUGCGAAAACAAGUUUCAAGGCUAACACAAAAGCUCUUGCAGAAAAUGAAGGGGAGGGACUUGCAAAGUUGAUAUACAGACCUGACAAUGGGGAGAUACUUGGAGUUCAUAUUUUUGGGUUGCACGCUGCAGACCUCAUCCACGAAGCAUCCAAUGCAAUAGCAUUGGGUACACGUAUCCAGGACAUAAAGUUUGCAGUUCAUGCGCACCCAACCUUGUCUGAAGUUCUUGAUGAACUCUUUAAAUCAUCCAAGGUUAAUGCUCAUGUUCCUAGUCCAGUUGGUGAACCAGUAGCAGUGUAAAGCUUGUUGUAUGAUUGAUUGAUAGUAGGGAAAUUCACCUCUCCAAUCAAAUGAGAGAGGAAAUGGACCAUUGAGUGAGAUUGCCACAUUCUCAAUAUCUGAGUUGGACAAUUCUGAAGGAUUGAUGAUGUAUUUGUGACUUUCUUUUUGUAAGUUAUUGUAGUAAAAAUUGCAGUUUUUACUCAUUCAGAAGUUUUUACACAAUUUUUUCACAUUAGAUGCUGUGUUAUUCUUGUUAUAUAAGAGAGUCAUGGGUCAGAGCCAUUUUAGAUGUUCUGAGCUAUGUUUUAUUCUUUCCAUA